ACCAAAAAACAACGCAUGCUGCAUAACGCAUUAAGGUAAAUAAAUGAAUUCCGUGAAGGUGAGUCGCCACGUAUCUACGGAUUAUCCGUAACUUUUACCACGACAUGGCAGAUUUACAUAGGUCGUCAUCAAAACAAGAGACCUAUCAAUAUUCAACAAUGGCACAUCUCUCGAGUUUCGAACUUCGUCGCUUAUCUAUACUAUUAAAAGGGAAUCACUUUUAAAAAAUCUACUUAUGCAAAGUUGUUUGGACCUAUUAAUUAGACUAACACUAUAUAAUUCAGCCUAUUUUUAAGCCAAAAUAAUAUUCUAUAUAUCAACUCAUAAUUUCUUUAAUGUACAAAAAAAAAUAUUGUAACUAACAACAAUAUUUUACCUAAAGAUUUUAUUAUUAUUUUCUUAAUACAGAAAACAACUUAAAAAAAUAGUCAUAACAAACGGAUUAAUAUUAAUGUACAUAUUUUUGGACCCAACAUAUUAUCGAACAUAUGAUGCAUACCUUUGUAUUACAAACUUAACAAUGUUCAUUGCACUUUUUAAGUGAUAUGUUAUUCAUGUAUUUCUUGACUCUUUUUAUGAAAUGUUAUCACAAAUUUAAUAUCUGAAAUUGAAAACUAUAUCAAUACUAAAAAUAAUUGGUUUUAUAAUAAUGUAAAUUGAUAAUUGUAACUAUGAUAUAAAUAUAUGCAAGAAAAAUUCAUUUUUAAUUUAAAAUUGAUAGCUUGUGUGUUAAUAACAAUGUUUUAAAAACCGAACAGGACAUUGAUUCAAAUAUUGCACCUGGGUCAAUGGUCGGACCGGUUUAAUCCGUUUAACCACUUAAUUUUAAUUAAUUUUAAAUUAAGUAACUAUAUAUAUGUAAGUAUAACUAUAAAUUAAUUUAGAUAUAAAAUUAUAUCAAUGUUAUAUUUUAAAACUGAUAUGAAAAAUAAAAUUAAAAAUUUAAAAUUAAAACUAAUUUAUUUAUAUAUGUAGUAGAAAACAAUAAUAAAUUUUGAUGAAAUCUUAUUAAAAUUUGCAAAUUUUUUUUUAUUUUUUAACUUGAAUUUGCGAAAACUGGGUUUUAAUAUUGAACUAAGUCCCAUUUAACUCAAAUUCGGUUUUUAGCAGAACCAGUUAGAAGAGCGAGUCAGGAUCCGACUGGUUCGAUCGUACGGUCCGAUCAGACUUUCAAAACAUUGGUUAAUACAGUUCAAUAAUUAAAAUAUAUUUUUUUAAUAAUAAAUAUCUUUACUACUAAAAACAUACAUAUCAUCUCUAAAUCUAUUUCAAACAAAUCUCACACUAUAAAAAAUAAUAAAUAAUAAAAACAUUAAAAGUCAAUAGUUAUAAUGUGAAACAAAAAAUAUUAUACUAAAUUUAAAAUUUAUUAAAGAUUAAAAACCUCAAAUCCGCGCUUUUUAAGCGCGGGUCAAAAUUUAGUUAGUUAUUACAUCGGAAGAUUUCCCAAAAAAUCUAAUUAUAAAAGGUUGUUGGACCUAUUUACUAGACUUAACUAUUUUUUGGUCUCACUCUAUAUUUCUCUAACUAUACACUAAUCAAUUACCUUAUAUUUCUCUAACUAUAAAAUAACCAAUGCUUUUAUUUAAUACUCAACUUACUAUAAUAUAUCAAAGAUUUAUACAUCAAUAUUAUUAAUUCAGAAUCAUUAAUAUAUUUUACCCCUAUUUUUCCUUGGAAUAUUACUUUUGUGCCACUAAACCUAUUUAAAAAAACAGAUUAUUUUAUAACUGAUUUAAUAAUCAUACAACCCACGAUCAUUUAUCUUUUACAAAAGCAGUUACUAUAAAAACAUUUGGAUUUAUUGGUAAUUAAAAUCUGAACAAUACCAUACUUUUAAUUCAUAUUAAAUGUUUUAUGAUCCAAACUAACAUAAAAACAUGAUGCAAGUACGGUUAACAGAAAGUUAAAAACAUGAUACCAUUCGACGGUCAAAACAUAUUAACUUUCAAUUACAAUAAGAGAAAUACUUCACAGUACAACAACAAGCUUAAUUAUAUUUCAAAAUUAGAGCUUUUUCUUUGAAAACCUUCCUAGGUUAUUUUUGUGAUGAAAAUCUUUUACAACUGGGUUUAUUAGGAGAAAGGGUUUUGUAUAAAUAUUUUCUGAGGAAAUUAUAGCAUUUUUAGAAUGAUUUUUAUGUUUAAAUAAAAUAUAUUAUUUAUUUUUAACAUUUAUAGGUAACUUAACUAUACUCAACUUAAUAAUAAUUUUAUUUCUAAAACUCAAAAGUUUAAUCUUAAUAUAGUCAUUAUAAAACCUAUAAACUAGAAUGUAUAACAUAAAAAAAAUGUAGUUUAUUAAAUUUUAUAUCUUAGUAAAAUUUAUAUGAGAAAUUUAAUCAAAUUUUGAAAAAUAUUAUCAUGUUAUUUUAGAUUUUUACCAUGUCAUCUGGUAUAGAUUCACGAGUUAAUAUGGGUUUUAGAUUUUAAAGGAUUUUAAAUAAUGGAUUUUUAUUAAAUUGAAACUAGAUUAUAUAUGGUGACUGCGUUUACUGGUUUGACUGUGGAUACCACUUAUUGGUGUUUUGGUUCCUUUUAGUGGAAAAUUAGACUGAAUUUUGAGAACUUAUUAAGAUAUUUUUUUUAAUAUUUGAAAAAAAUAUUUGAGUCAUUUGUUUUUAUUGGAUAAUUCAGCUUAUAAAUAGUAUAUUUAAGAUAUUUGGUUAUUUAGAAAUUACAUAUAAUUAAUAUUUGUAGGUAUAUAAUUUGUAUUUUAAAAAUUAAGGUAUCUAUUUAUCUUGGUUCUAGAGAUAUAUGAUAUGUUCGGUUAUUUAUAAAUUUUGGUUCAAGUUUGGUUUCAUUUUUUCAAUUUGGUACGGGUUGAUUAUUCGGUUCCGAAUAAUAUGGCCAAACUUAUAAGCUAUCUUAUAUAAAAAUUUAUAUUAAAAAUUAAUAAAUUCAAAAAAUAAACCCGCGUUUUUUAAGCGCGGGUCAAAAUCUAGUAACGCAUUAAGUAAUAAAUCAAUAUUCAUGAAUGUGAGUCGCCAACUAUCUAGGAAUCAUCCGUAACUCAUUUUCAUCAUGACGUGGUAGAUUUACAUAGGUCGUCAUCAAAACAAGAAAUUGAGUAUUAAAUAUUAAGGAUAUGUAUCCCACAUUGGAAAAUCAAUAGGACAUUAAGCAAUACAUAAAAGGUUAGGGCCAAUCCACUAAUUGCCAAGUAGUUUUAAGUUGGAAUCCCAUAAUUAAACCUGAAUCUAACAUGGUAUCAUAGCCCAGAUCCUAUAAGUUAAACCCCUAAUUAAUAUUAACCCUACCCGACCGGAUAUAUAGGUCGUAAUUGACUCGCUCGACCGAGUAUAACUGUCUUAAAAAAGUUUCCGAGAUUUCUGGCCAAUAAGAGUCAUCAUCUCGAGGAGGAGUAUUAAGGGAUAUGUAUCCCACAUUGGAAAAUCAAUAGGACAUUAAGUAAUAUAUAAAGGGUUAGGGCCAAUCUACUAAUUGCCAAUUGGUUUUAAGUUGGAAAUCCAUAGUUAAACCCGAAUCUAACAUUAAACAAUGUCACAUCACUCCAAGUUUCGAACUCUUCGCCGAAUCUCAGUUCAAGCCAUCAUCUUUCAUUUGUGGAAGCAGCGUAAUAAUGUCAACCACAACCAAAUAUCUCUCUCCACAGCUGUAGUUUUCUUCCUUGUUGACUGUGACAUUGGGACCAUCAUCACUGCCAAACAAAGACGAAAGAACUUUGCCUCUCAUGUUGAUUUGGCUGAGAUAACUGAUCUUCACAGAUCUUCUCCCUAGCUCUAUUAUGUUUUUCACCUUUUUGCCAUAGUGGUGCUCUCUGAUUUUGUAAAUCUAACUCUUUCAUUUAUUUGAAUAUUAACAGUUUAGCAAAAAAAAGUUUCGAACUUCGUUGGUUUAACCUAAUCACGACAGGUGGCUGCACAUCGAGAGUCUGCAACACGUAGCUUGUUCUCGCACCGACCAAGAGUUGCUAUAAAAUAUGUCAACGAAAGAGUUCAAGACAAAGCACAGACACACAGUUCAAUCUUCAACACAGGUUCUUAGAAAAGGUUUGAUCGUCCAAUCAAGUUUUGUGUUCUAUUGGUUUCAAAUUUUUAGAAGAGAAAAAAAAAUCGAAGAGAAAAAAUGACUUCUCAUCAAGAAAAGAGUUACAAAGCUGGUGAAACCAGAGGCAAGACUCAGGAGAAGACAGGGGAAGCUAUGGGAAUGAUGAGGGAGAAGACAGAGGCAGCAAAGGACAAAACUCAAGGAGCAGGCCGGUCAACCCCCCAUGAAACAGCUCAAUCAGCUAAAGACGAGACAUCUCAAGGCGCACAAACAACUCAACAGAAAGCUCAAAACUCCAAGGACAAAACGGGAAGCUACAUGUCGGAGACUGGAGAAGCAAUCAAGAACAAGGCACAAGAAGCAGCAGAGUAUACCAAAGAAACUGCAGAAGCUGGUAAGGAUAAGACCGGUGGGUUUAUGGGCCAUGGUGAGCAAGUGAAGCAAAUGGAAAUGGGAGCUACUGACGCGGUUAAGCACACUUUAGGGCUUGCUACUGAUGAAGGAAACAAAUAACAUGUUUCUUCACGUCCAGCUACUAUUACUACGACCACUACUCAUGCGACACAGAGGCACUGAUAUGAAUAUUUGUUAUUAUGUUCUUGAUUUUUAUGUUUGUUUAUUUUUGAAUAAGUUUGUGUGUGUGAUUCGGUUGACUCAUUGUUGUUUAUUCGGCUUCAAUAUACUUCUACCUAUGA
Molecule: messenger RNA, 4705 nt
Organism: Brassica napus (rape)
Lineage: Eukaryota; Viridiplantae; Streptophyta; Magnoliopsida; Brassicales; Brassicaceae
Product: late embryogenesis abundant protein 7
Source: RefSeq, a predicted model, not a curated record